Molecule: messenger RNA, 537 nt
Organism: Aplosporella prunicola CBS 121167
Lineage: Eukaryota; Fungi; Ascomycota; Dothideomycetes; Botryosphaeriales; Aplosporellaceae
Exons: 2
Coding region: 1-537 (178 amino acids)
Source: RefSeq, a predicted model, not a curated record
AUGUCAACCAUCGGCGGCAAGAACUCCGAGGCCAGCACCAAGCUGACAAACUCCGACAAUAUUGACCAGCACUGGCCAAGGGUCAGCCUCUCCUCGAAUAUUGAGAGCUCCACUUGGCGAGAAGCCACAGCGAGAAGCAUGAUGUCGACCACCAGCACAAGACUUGGUUGCCAGCCCAUGGGAUAUGCGGCAUGCCAAGCUCCUUCGACAACCACUUUGGCAGGCUUUGCUUCGAGGGGCCAACGACCGAAGCAGACGAGAAGCCACAAUAUCAGUAUGGAGCUGACCAGCAACGCACCACAAUGCCGCCGUGGUUCGGAAUUUGAAGGCAGACCACCCGCACGCAGCCACCGGCUUCAGGGGCCAGAGAGCACAUUCCGCCGAUACCAUGACGCCGCCGUUGUCGGGGUCGAUGGCUGGGAUGACCACCAACUUGCCCUCGGAGAUGACGCCGAGGAGGACAUCCCAUCGCCGCCCCUGUCUCGCAAUCAUGCACCUACCGUGUCAGCUUUCCCAGAGGUCCAACAUUCAACAUAG